GUUUGGCGAACCGGAGUUUCCCGACGGGUGGUUCGGCAUAAGCCAUCGGAUGAGUGUCAUUGAAAGAGCGAUUGAGAUUAAGAAAGAACAAAAUAAUACACCUGUAUAUGGAGAUCAAACAUGUAUUGAUGUGAAGACAACAUCGGGUGUAGUGAGGGGUCAGACGAUAGAUGUGUUGAACGUAAGUAUUGACCAGUUUUUGGGUAUACCUUAUGCCGAACCACCCGUCGAGAGACUCCGGUUCGCCAAACCUGAACCCAUCAAAACACCCAAACCGGACAUUAUAGACGCGACAAAACCCAAAAACUCUUGUGUUAUGCCAUUAAGUGUCCCAAAUAUAACCCAAAGUGAAGACUGUUUGGUAUUAAACAUAUGGACACCAAAUGCGGGCAAUAAUAACACAAACAAAUCACAGCUCAAACCCAUUAUGUUUCACAUACACGGCGGGGGGUUAUCUGUGGGCUCGAUAUUUGGUGGACUGGAUAGUAAUAUGAUAGCCACACGGGGUGUGGUUUACGUCUCAACAGCUUAUAGAUUAGGACAGUUGGGCUUUCUAUACGGGGAUCGGGAGGACGCGCCCGGAAAUGUAGGUUUUUAUGACCAGUUAUUGGCUCUCAAAUGGGUCAGAGAAAAUGCUGAAAAAUUUGGCGGAGAUAGGGAUCAGAUCACGAUAUUAGGUCAGAGCGCCGGGAGUUGGUCGGUGUCCGCACACAUACUCUCCCCGCUAUCCAAAAGCCUAUUUAAAAGGGCUAUUAUGGAAAGCGGCGCCCAUUUGUAUAACAAGGAUAGGGAUAUCGUUAGUAAAGAGGAGUCAAUACUUUUAGGCAAACGGAUAGCAAAAGAGCAGAAUUGCAGCGAAAGUGAGGAUUGGUUGCAAUGUUUGCGAGGAUUGGAUGCAAAUGUGUUCAAUAAAUAUGUAAAUCCGUUGACAUAUCCCGUAUUGGGCACUGAAUUUCUACCCAUUUCUGCACAAAACGCAUUUGCAAACAAAAAAUAUAAUUCAGAUGUGGAUAUAAUGGCAGGUAUUGCCAGUACUGAGGGCUCAAUGUUAGCUAUUUAUGCGAUGAAUUUAAAAGACAAAUUAUCAUUGAAUGACUUUAUUGAGGCCACAAAAACAUCGGACAGUGUUUACCACGGAUUGGAUGUGAAACGUGUGGACGACUAUUAUCUACAAAAUGUCGACAAAAACAGUUCAUUUGAGCUCAAGAAAGCGUUUUAUGAAUUAUACGGCGAUUUAAUAAUGAAAUGUCCGACAUAUCUGUUUGCUAAACAAGCUGCCAUAAAUAAACAACCUGGUCAUAAUGUAUAUUUCUACCAGGUCACUUAUCAAAACAAGUAUCAAGCUCAUACACAGGGCUGUGAUAAGGAGGGUAUGGGUGUCUGUCAUUGCGCUGAACUUGCAUUCGUUAAUGGGUUGCCGUUUGUAAUCCCCGACGCAUACACUCCAGUGGACGCCAUAUUUAGCGCAGAUUUAAUGAAAAUGUGGACUAAUUUUGCUAAAUAUGGG
Molecule: messenger RNA, 1507 nt
Organism: Medioppia subpectinata
Lineage: Eukaryota; Metazoa; Arthropoda; Arachnida; Sarcoptiformes; Oppiidae
Source: the annotation of a GenBank genome assembly